Messenger RNA from Sesamum indicum (sesame), 1213 nucleotides. Its product is annotated as E3 ubiquitin-protein ligase RSL1. Gene Ontology annotation, biological process: protein ubiquitination. The record is from RefSeq and is a predicted model, not a curated record. NCBI's taxonomy places the organism in Eukaryota, Viridiplantae, Streptophyta, Magnoliopsida, Lamiales, Pedaliaceae. Gene Ontology annotation, molecular function: zinc ion binding; ubiquitin-protein transferase activity.
CGAUGCCCACCUGAAGACAAAAGCACUGACCACUAAGAGCUGAGACCUUCCACAUUAAGCGACUUACUUCAAAUAAGCAACAGAGAGCGGACAGACAGGUGAUAAGAACACAACGAACUCUGACAAAUUCCUCCAACACAUGGAAAAUCAAUCGGUAACAGCUCUCCCCCGCGAUGAUUUCCCUCUCUCCCUCCUCAUCAAUCACACCCAUAGACUCCAAGAUCACGACACCCUCACGGCGGACGCCAUGUACGCUGAAGAACUCAUCUUCCAGGAGGCUCUAAUGGCGUCCCUCGUAUCCCCCAAUACUGUCCUCGGACUCCCCGAAUCAUCGUCUUCCCUCAGAGACCCCGAACCAUCGCCCUCCCUCGAACUCGGGGAACCGUCGCGGUUCUUCUGCGAAAUCUGCGCGGAGACCAAAGAGAGCGAUCAGGUGUUCACAGUUCAGACCUGCAACCACCAAUUCUGCGCCGAGUGCAUCGCCAAACACGUAGCUGUCAAAAUCGGGAAAUCCCCGAUCGAGAACGGGCCGAGAUUCUCCUGCCCUGCGGGCACGGACUGCGGAGGCACAGUCGAGAUCGAGAAAUGCGUCGAGGUGGUGCCGAACGAUGUUCUGGUGAUGUGGGGGGACGCGAUAUGCGAGUCCAUGAUCGGUGCGUCGCAUAAAUUCUACUGCCCGUACAAGGAUUGCUCUGGGUUGCUGGUGAAUGAUGGGGAAGAGCUUGUAAGGGAGUCGGAGUGCCCCUUUUGCCGUAGGCUGUUCUGUGCGCAGUGCCGGGUGCCGUGGCACUCCGGGAUUGGGUGUGAAGAGUUCUCGAGGUUGUCGGAGAGCGAGCGAGGGAGGGAAGAUCUGUUGGUGCAUGAGCUUGCCAAGUUGAAGAAGUGGCAGAGAUGUCCUCAUUGCAAGUUCUUCGUGGAGAAAAAUGAGGGCUGUUUGCAUAUGACUUGCAGGUGUGGAUAUGAAUUUUGCUAUGCAUGUGGAGCGAUUUGGAGAUCAACUCACCACGAAAGUUGCCAGUGACGAUGUUGAAACUCUUAAUGAUGUUAGAACACAAGUGAAAAUUCCAGCUGAUUUAAAUUCAUCUGUUGGAUAUUCCGUCAUUUUGUUUACGUUUGACUGCCUAUAUUAUACACCCAGAAUUAACUUAAAUAGAUAAAUAUAUAAAUUUGGUUUUGUCUCCGAUAAAUUAUACUGACAUUCUCGAAAAUUAGA